GAGGUGGCGGCUGUGAUGUGACAGCAGCGGCAGUGUAUUGUGCUGUGGGGACGACAUGCUGUUUGGUAACCAGCGAAAACAACCAAUCUGGAAUACAUUUCUUAACAGCUGCUGGGAUUUCUGUCAAACUCACUCUGUCCAAAUCAUUGGCAGCGCUGCUAAAUAAGAAGAGAAAACAGCUCUAGCUUGAAACAUUCCAGUGACGCCCCCUCCAUUUAGCACAGAUAACGCUAAUUACCAACGUUUAGUCACGCAGAAACGUUUAGUAGCUAGUUAGCUUGUGGAUAUUUGAAAAGCCUCGGGGCCAGGAUGCAAGAGGAGUAUUUGUGAAGAACGACCCCAUCCGCGUGCCAUGUCUCUGGUUUUCCCACGACCCAACACCAACGCAGUCCACGGCAAGAAGGAUAAGAGACUGAUGGCGGAAGUGAACGCAUCGCCGCUCAAGCACUUUGUCACAGCAAAGAAGAAGAUCAACGGGAUCUUUGAACAGCUGGGGGCCUACAUCAAGGAGAGCGCCUCUUUUCUGGAAGAUACUUACAAAAAUGAUGAGCUGGACCCGGUCACCACAGAGGAACAGGUCCAGGAGGUGCGGGGUUACCUUGCCAAGGUGGCAGGGAUCGGAGAAGUGCUCGCCCGCAGGCAUAUGAAGGUUGUCUUCUUUGGGAGGACCAGUAAUGGGAAGAGCUCAGUGAUCAAUGCAAUGCUAUGCGAUAAGGUGCUGCCAUCUGGAAUAGGACACACCACAAACUGCUUCCUGAGGGUGGAGGGCACCGAUGGUAAUGAGGCUUUCCUCCUCACUGAAGGCUCUGAGGAGAGGAAGAGCAUCAAGACGGUGAACCAGCUGGCCCACGCUCUUCACCAGGAUGAGGACCUAGACGCUGGCAGCUUGGUUUGCGUCAUGUGGCCCAAAGCCAAGUGUGCUCUGCUCAGGGACGAUCUGGUGUUGGUGGACAGCCCAGGGAUCGACGUCACCACAGAGCUGGACAGCUGGAUUGACAAGUUCUGCCUGGAUGCUGAUGUGUUUGUUCUGGUGGCGAACUCUGAGUCCACACUGAUGCAGACGGAGAAGUCCUUUUUUCACAAGGUCAAUGAGCGGCUCUCUAGUCCCAACGUUUUCAUCCUCAACAACCGCUGGGAUGCCUCAGCCUCAGAACCUGAAUACAUGGAGGAGGUUCGUAGGCAGCAUAUGGACCGCUGCACCAAUUUCCUGGUGGAUGAGCUGGCUGUGGUGGACCGUACCCAGGCCAGUGACCGGAUCUUCUUCGUCUCUGCCAAGGAAGUGCUCCAGGCUCGAGUGCAGAAGGCUCAGGGAAUGCCUGAAGCAGGUGGAGCUCUUGCAGAGGGAUUUCAAGCCAGAAUGUUUGAGUUUCAGAACUUUGAGAGGCGAUUCGAGGAGUGCAUCUCACAGUCAGCGGUGAAGACCAAGUUUGAGCAGCACACAGUGAGGGCCAAGCAGAUCUCUGAAGCCCUGCGCCACAUUAUGGAUUCUGUACACAUUUCUGCUCAAGAGCAGAGGGUCUACUGCCUUGAGACCAAAGAGGACCGUCAGGACCGAUUGGAGUUUAUAGAUAAGCAGCUGGACCUGUUGACCAUGGACUGUAAGGCCAAGAUCAAGAAGAUCACUGAGGAGGUGGAGAGACAGGUGUCUAAUGCCAUGGCAGAGGAGAUCAGAAAGCUUCACGUGCUGGUGGAUGACUUCCACAUGGACUUCCACCCUUCAUCGGUGGUGCUCAAAGUCUACAAGAAUGAGCUUCAUCGGCACAUAGAAGAGGGUUUAGGCAAGAACAUGUCAGAGAGGUGCUCCACGUCCAUCACCAGUGCCCUGCAGGCAACACAGACUGACAUGAUCGAGGGUCUGAAGCCUCUGCUGCCCAGCCUGGUCCGAGAGCAAGUAGAUAAGCUGGUUCCUCGUCAGUGCUUCAGCCUCAGUUACGACCUGGCCUGUGACAAGCUUUGUAGUGACUUUCAGGAGGACAUCAGCUUCCACUUCUCUCUGGGCUGGACCAUGCUGGUCAACCGGUUCCUAGGGCCCAAGAACACCCGGCGGGCCCUCAUGGGCUACAACGACCAGGUCCCUCGGCCCAUGGCCCUGACUCCGGUCAGCACUAGCAUGCCUCCAUUCCCACAAAGCUCCAUGACCCAAGAGGAGCUGAUGGUCUCCAUGGUGACAGGUCUGGCUUCCCUUACCUCUCGUACUUCAAUGGGCGUCCUCGUGGUUGGUGGUGUGAUCUGGAAGGCGGUAGGUUGGCGUCUAAUUGCCCUGUCAGUGGGUCUCUACGGGCUUCUCUACAUCUACGAGCGGCUCACCUGGACCACCAGGGCCAAGGAGAGAGCCUUUAAGAGGCAGUUUGUGGACUACGCCACUGAGAAGCUGCAGCUCAUUGUCAGCUACACCGGAUCCAACUGCAGCCACCAAGUCCAGCAGGAGUUGGCCGGCGUGUUCGCUCAGCUCUGCCAGCAGGUGGAUGUCACCCGCCAGAACCUCGAGGAUGAAAUCACCGACAUGAACAGGAAGAUCGAGCUGCUGGACGGCCUGCAGAGCAAGGCCAAGCUGCUGAGGAACAAGGCUGGGUGGCUGGACAGCGAGCUCAACAUGUUCACCCAGCAGUACCUGCACCACAGCAAGUAAACCAGACAAGAGCAUCCACCUGAGAGACUGAGCAAUACCACGGGAACAUGUGGUACACCUGCUGAAAGUUUGCCCCCUCUAGUUGACACACGUCUGCAUUUUUUUUUUUUUUUUUUCCAAGAAAAUAGAAAGAAAUGAUCAACAAUGUUCUCAACAGUAGAGUAGAAAUAAGAAGGGAUAGUUCAGAAUGUGAGCUGUGAGUGGAAGGUGUCACUGAGUGGUUGCCAAAUGGAGGCGUGGACAUGAGGUUCAGGAUGAGGUCUCUGUGUUCACAUGGUGACUCAUCGGGUCCCCACACAUCCCCUCGGUGCAUCUCCUGAGGCUCUCAUCUUAUGAGCACGUUCCUGAUCCUGAGGUCUCCACGUGGCUGACAGAUCUGACCCCAGAACAGAAGCGUUCUUAUCGGCAUUAAGUGACUCAUACCAGCUUCUGUUUUUCUUUAAAUUCCAGUUAAUGCUGCCAUAUUGAACUUAUCAUUGUAUUGUGUAGAAUUUUUUUUUUUUUUUUUUUUUUUUUUUUUUUUAAAUCUACAGCAGUUUCCAAAGGUCAGACUUUAGGAACCUGCUGUACCUUUUGAACACUGGACACAAGUGCCAUGCUGAAGUAUAACAGGCAGACCACAUGAGGGAAUGAAAAAGAAAGUGUCUUAUGUUGGUAGGUUGGUUUAUGCAAUGAGCUGAAGACAUGCAAAAUAAUUUAUUCUUCCAGCUGUUGAAGUUUGGAAAUUGUAGCCUUGUUUUUUUUUUUUUUUUUUUUUUUUUUUUUUUUGUCAAUCAGAAAUGAUCUCAGUUCAGUCGGUGGUUAUUUAUGAUGCAUCGUAAUGACAUGUUCACACUUUCUCUUAUGGUAUCAGUUAUUGUUCACUCUUAAAGCUUAAUUCCAUGAGCACUUGUUAGAGCAGUUCAGUCACUACACAUACUGGCGGCUGCUUAUUCAAGCACUUCAGUCUGAUUGCAUCUAAACUUCACGCUGUAUGCAGAAUAGCUCUGAGCUCAUGUCUAUCCUUUAAUAUUCCUCAGAGGAGGAAACAUGCAUCUUGUUUUUUGCGAGGAUACAUUUGUUUAGGCUGUGAAGUAAGUGAGCAGAUUUUAGCAGGUUUAACACUGAAGCAAGAAAAAUAUUAGAGAACUUAAAACACUUAAAGCAUCAGGCUGGUUUUAUUCUAUUUUUCUUCUUGCCAACAAAUUCCACGUGCAAAGCCAAAUCAACGAUGUGUUAAUCCAUCUCUCAGCACUUUCUGACCUCCCUACUUUCUCUGUGACUUCCAGCUUCAAGCCCACUGGUUCCUACUGAAGACAUCAAUCUUUAAAAACUUAUAUCAGGCUUUGGAUACACACAGAUUGUUAGUAGGAGACAUUCUUCGUUGGCUUGGGUCUUUUCAUGGCAUUUGUCAACAAGAAGAAAACAUAUAAAAUAUCACAGAACUCAUUAUUUAAAUGUUUAGUCUGCAUGGCUGCAAAAGAAAGUCGGAACCAUAAGCAAAACCAUUAAAUCAUUCAGGCGAGGCUGCCAGCUGAAAUCUGAUGAUCCGACUUUAUCUCCAAGUCAGAAUUCUGAGAUCGGAUUCAGAGUUGUAGCUUCUUCUCUGGAUUCUCACUUUUAGGGACACCCUCCAGAUUUUGUGACAGCGUUGGGCAUCAACAUAUAGGUCAUCUGUGAGGUACAGAAAUGACAAAGAUAUGUUGGAGAGGUCAUUUAGAAACAGCACUGAAAUGAAUUUUUAAACACUGUGAAAUGCUUCAUAUCCUGCUCACUGUCCUUUAAUAACCAGACUUAAGGGACUCUUUAUCAGAAAUAUUAACACACAUCAUUAAAUAUCAAUAUGAGUAAUCUGCUCUGACGCCUUCCAGCGGAUGUUCUCAGCAGCGAAAAGCUUUGAUUUUUAAAAAAAAAAAUCGCUGUGGAGCUCAAAGGAACUUAGUUAUGUCAGGUACGAUCAAACGGAAUCAGGAUGUGGAUCUGUGGAUCUCUGGUUAAUCUCAGAAUCCUGACUUCGCUCAACAUUUGUGUCUUGCACUGAAUGCAUGUGUGGCUUUGUUACCGCAGAGCUGACUCUGCUUUCUGCCUCUUCCAACGCCACACAUGGUUGUACUUAAAAAAGGGAGAGGGUGGAAUCUCAUCUACAUCUGAUGUGUAUUUAAAGUGGCCAAACCCAGCAACAAACCCAUUUUUUCAAAUAAAAUUAUUCUCUUGGUUUUUUUUAUUUUUUUCCCUCAAAUCUGUAUAUAAUGUAAUUUAUUAAUUCUGAUUGGAAACAAGAGGGAAAAUUCUGAGAGUGAAGGAAACCACAUCAGAGUGGACAGUGUACAGACAGGUGACAAUGUUGUGAAGCAUAUGCUGUGACCUUCACAGUCACCACAUCUAAAACCAGGUUUAACACCUCUGGGGGAUUUUGGAGUGACAUGUUGAGACAGUUCUGUCCACUACCCUCAUCCAAACACCAGAUGAGGGACUACCUUGUGAUGUUCAUCACUCAUAGAAUCAACAGCAGUGAAGCACUGAAGCUGCUCUGGUCUGUCUCAUAGUGGCCCAGCACCUCACUAAGACCCGUUAUGUUGGUUUUUCCUUGAAGUUGUCACCUGUCUGUAAGUCCUGUUUGCUGUAGCAUAAAGCCGUAGACUGCGUGUUGCUAAGUGAGCAGGAGAGCUGCCGUUCAACACUUCAUUCAGUGUAAAGACAUGCACUUUACCAAGCUGCUCCCCCCCCCCCCCCCCCCCCCCCCCCCCUUCUUCUACAUAAAAGUAGUUUUUCCCUAAAAUGUAAAAACCACACUGUCAAAUUGUGUUUGGCUUCAGGAAGGUGAAAAUACCUGCAUGCAGUGAUUGUUGUAGUUUGUUGACCUGUUAAAACAUAUGUAUGUAUGUAAAUUAAAUAAAUCAAUCAAAUAAAGGUGC
This is a messenger RNA of Toxotes jaculatrix (banded archerfish), 5523 nucleotides long. RefSeq names its product mitofusin 2 (gene mfn2). Lineage: Eukaryota; Metazoa; Chordata; Actinopteri; Toxotidae. Gene Ontology annotation, biological process: mitochondrion localization; mitochondrial fusion. The coding region runs from base 353 to 2629 and encodes 758 amino acids. Gene Ontology annotation, cellular component: mitochondrial outer membrane. Gene Ontology annotation, molecular function: GTP binding; GTPase activity. The transcript has 18 exons. The record is from RefSeq and is a predicted model, not a curated record.